Lodderomyces theae is the source of this 1593-nucleotide messenger RNA. RefSeq lists its product as uncharacterized. The coding region runs from base 1 to 1593 and encodes 530 amino acids. The transcript has a single exon. The record is from RefSeq and is a predicted model, not a curated record. NCBI's taxonomy places the organism in Eukaryota, Fungi, Ascomycota, Pichiomycetes, Serinales, Debaryomycetaceae.
AUGAAUUUAAAUUCCAUGUACACCGAUUUACUAGAAUCCAUAAUCAACAGACAACUACGGGACAUUCUGUCAACUCCCUGCGAAUAUCAAUCAACACUUGCAUCUGUAGCCAAAACAUCGAGACUUUUCAAUGAUCUCGCCAAUGCAAGACUUUAUCGUGACAUCGUGGUGUAUGACGAUGACAACAAAUCCAUAGUGGAGAACGAUAAUUGCACUUAUAUACACAUUAAUCAACUUGGCAAAUUUGUUGAGUCAUUGACGUACCAAAAUUUCCUCAAAAUUAGAUCCAUAGAGUUGCAUUGCAAGUCAAAUUUCAGCAAAUAUGAUUAUUCUGCAUUAUAUGAGAAAAUAGGAGAUUUUUGGACACACACACAACAUAAUAUCGAGUUUAUUAAUUUUGACAUUGACAAUAUACGGAGAAACCAAACCAUACUUCAGUUUUUGUCAAAAGAUUGUUAUGAAAUCAUGGAAGAAAAUGACGAGGUGGAGUCGUGUGUUGGUUCUAAACCGUCAAAAGUUUGGAAUUUGACAAAUUGGUCCGUUUUGGCAGCUCAAGAAUUGACAUCGUUACCACUCUGGAGCCCCAAUUUGAAAACAUUGGACCUCUUUAUUGAAACCAUUAUCGGCGACGUUCAAUUCCCAAUGCAAAGAGUUAAAAUCCCCAAUUUGGAACAAUUGAAUUUGAAUACAACCUUGUCGACUCAAUGCUUCUUGUCGUUGAAUCCAGAAGUUCCAAACUUGCAAAAAGUGUCAAUUUCUUAUUCGCACUCAUUUAAUAAACCACCCAUAAACUUUAACGACUAUCAAAUGGUUGAUUUUGAUAAGCUCACUGAUUUGGAGUUGAAGUUCAACUGUUUGCAUUCAGAUUGCUCGUGUAUCAAUGAGUUUUAUCACGAAUUGUCUCAAAACAGUCAUCAUUUCACAAAGUUGAAAAAUCUUAGCAUUGUCAACCACAACUCCAAGAACCACGUGAGAAAUUUGGAGCAAUAUGCGUUUUUGUUGUCUAGCCAGUUGUCGGAUUUGUUCAACAAGUUUACCAGUCUAGAAUACAUUUACAUCAGAAUCAAUGAAUUUGUCAAGAACGAUACAUGCAAGAUUGAUUGGAACAGUUUUAACAAAUCAAUACAAAUGUUACCAAGUCUACGCAAGUUGAUCAUUGCGGAUUUUUUCAACUGGUGGGCGCCAUCUAUUCAGUUAACUAGAACUUUGAUGGUUAAUACUUGUACAUGCCAGAAAUGCCACACCAUCAAGUCGUUGUUCCAGCAAAUGGCAGCUUACGAUGAAGAUAAUCACUAUACACACAAUUUUGACAACUAUUGCUUUGACUCUACUCAAAUUAUGAUGCCCAACCACAUUGACUUGGUAAAGAAGGCCAAUUCAAAGUUUAUGUCGUAUUUGAUCAAUCAUUACAAGUCACAAUUUCAUGAGCUGAUUAUAUACUCGAUGUCCGCAUCCUACUUCAGAGAACAUGACAAUCAAUUGCUCAGUCCUUUCAAAACGUUAUUCAUGCAUGGCCAAUUGAGGCUAUUGGCAAGCUCAUUAAAGCGUGGAAAUACACACUUGAAGGUCAAUUUUGGUGGUAUUUCGAUAUAG